Amphimedon queenslandica is the source of this 1783-nucleotide messenger RNA. RefSeq lists its product as uncharacterized. Gene Ontology annotation, cellular component: axon; plasma membrane. Bases 28 to 1734 code for a protein of 568 amino acids. Gene Ontology annotation, molecular function: cell-cell adhesion mediator activity. Lineage: Eukaryota; Metazoa; Porifera; Demospongiae; Haplosclerida; Niphatidae. Gene Ontology annotation, biological process: homophilic cell-cell adhesion; dendrite self-avoidance; axon guidance. The record is from RefSeq and is a predicted model, not a curated record. The transcript is spliced from 6 exons.
CCUAGGCCAGUAGUCGAGAUAGUAACUAUGGGUAUGGCUGAACCUGGUGAAGAAUACAUGUUAAAUUGUACAGUGACAGUUGUUGAUAGACUCAUAGUCUCACCAGUGAUAACAUGGACUAAGAGAUCAGCUAACAAUGUUAUUAGUGUACCUCCAGUUCUUAUGAAUGUAUCUAAUGCAAUGAGUUCUUUUUAUUUGAGAUUCUCCUCUCUCAAUACUUCUGACGCUGGUCUGUAUACUUGUGAAGCAUCCAUUAAUGUUAGCCAGAUAUCCAUAGUAGCAAGGAGUGAUGACACAUCAAACUUACCAUUAAAAAUUCCCAUUCCAGCUGUUGAUGUAAGCAGAUCAAGAGAUAGUAAUUUAUUAGCUGGCAGUAACUUGAUACUAACAUGUGAUAUCAGUGUUGAUCCUAAUGUUGAUACACCAUUUACUGUUAAUGUAACCUGGAACAUGAUCAAUCAACAAAUCAUGAGUAGUGGUGAUAAUGAAGAUGAAAUUGACCCUAAUGUAAUGAUGUUUGCUGAUACAAACCGGGUAAACAUCAGCUCUGUUAUGAUGAGAUCAGGUUUUAAUGAGUAUAGAUCAACUGUUAAUUUCACUACAUUGAGCAGUACUGAGGAUUCAGGAACAUAUACAUGCAUUGCUACUAUAGAACCAGCUCCAGCUUAUGAAUAUGUUACGACUUCUGAUACUAAUCAUAUGAGUGUUGAAUUAAUUGUUACUGAUCCAAUGAUUGGAAAUUUUUCUAUCUCCCCUGAUUCAUUUUUGGGCCUGGAAACAUCAUGUCCUGACUCAUAUCCUUAUGAUAACUUCACUCUAACUUGUACAGUCACUAAACCAACCAUAAUAAUACCAAACCUGGUAAUAGCAUGGACACAUAAUGGUACAAUAGAAACUGGUACUGUGACUACUACUGAGAAUGCUACAACAACUGUCGUUACUAAUAAAUUAAGUUUCAGCUCGAGUACUGCUUCUGAUUCUGGUACUUAUAGAUGUACUGCUAGUAUUAAUUCAACUACAAUCAUGACUAGUGAGGAAAGAAUUGUGACAAUAAAGUCUCAGAGCCUACCUGUUUCUGCUACUAAUGUAACAGCUACUCCAGGAACAACUACUGCUGCUGUAUCAUUCAUAAUACCUAACAUUGCCUAUACACCUGAAACCUACAGUGUUAAGUAUACUGGAGCAAUCUUACAAACAACACAAGCAACUUCUAUAAUAAAAAUGAGCUCCAAUAAUAUUACUGCAAUUCAUGAAGAAUUUAUGAUCAUGUUGACUGUCCUUGAGGAAGAUAACACUUAUACAUAUACAGUUGAUUCUACCAAUUGUCUUGGUACUACUAGUACUGCAGAGAUGAGCUUCAGAACACUUCCAACAUUGCCAGUGGCUUCUCCAAUAGAUUGUGCUAAUAUAACAUUUCUACCACGUAAUGUCACACUUGCCUGGACUGCACCAACACUAAUAGAUCAAAAUGGAACACCAGUUGGUUAUUAUUUAGCAUGCAUGGAUACUAAUGGUGUAUCAAUUAAUGGAUUGAGCCCAACACAAUCUUUAACGAACACAAUGUUCACUAUUACUGAUGUUAUGCCUUUUACUGGUUACACUUGUAAUCUGUCAUUCAUUAAUGUAGUAGGAGAAGGACCCUCUACCCAGUGUACUUUUGAAACAGCUCAAGAUAGUAAGUAUACACUUGAUAUUAUAAUACAGUUCAUUAUUAUGUCUCUGUUAAACUUUUAAUAGAACCAAUUGAUAGUCCUCGGAAUUUCACUUCAACACCUAAUAAAAC